AUGGGAAAGAGUAAAAAGAAAAGGUCUGUUUUAAAUGUUGAAAAAGCAAAAGAAGAGUUGUUGAAUUCAAUGGAAAAGAACUGUGAGACAGCUAUUCGAAAUGAAAAAACAAAAGAAGAGAUUGUCGUAGAAGAAGCCAAACAAAAUGACAAGGGAUUCAACGGUGAAACUAAAUUAUCAAAAGAAACUGAUACCUUGCAUUCUAUGUUGACAAAUAGCUGUGCUGAUAAUAAUGUUAAGAAAUGUCCACAGGGAAUUGAUGAAGGCUGUUCAGCAUUUUUCAACCGCGUUGCAAUUUCAUUAGAUGAAGAAAAUCAAGAAUAUUUUCCACCUAGAAAAACAGAUUCGAAGGAAAGCGAUUGGAAGAUUGAAGGAACUUCUCCUGCAAAGAUUCAAGAGAGAAAUGUGGAUGAAAAUGAUUCCGAAUCAAAUUUAACCGAAAUAUGUGAUGAAACGAAAGAUAUUAAUGCUUCUAAAGUUAUGGACAAUCCGUCGGUAGUUGUUCAUGAUGUGGAAACAACUGAGCAGGACUUCCUGAAAAUGCAUGGUGCAGAAAGCAUACAACACACGCAAGUUUCGGAAGCACAGAUUUCAGAAAAAUUGAAUAUGAAAACAGCAAAUCCGGAUUUUUAG
Molecule: messenger RNA, 633 nt
Organism: Loa loa (African eye worm)
Lineage: Eukaryota; Metazoa; Nematoda; Chromadorea; Rhabditida; Onchocercidae
Exons: 2
Coding region: 1-633 (210 amino acids)
Source: RefSeq, a predicted model, not a curated record